CCCGGGCCCCGGCGCCGGUGCGGUCCGGUCCGUCCCGCCAUGGGGCCCUUUGGCUUCCAGCUGCUGCUGUGGGCGCUGUGUCCCGCCAUCCGAGGCCCCGUGGAUGAAGAUGAGAUUUCCUUGUCUGAGCAGCAGAAGCCGACAAAACCACCUGCCUACUCCAGCGGCGACGAGCGGCCCAGGGAGACGGUUCAGUACAAGAUGGCAGAAAUAGCUGAUGCCAUGAUGGGCAGUGAAGCCAACCGCGAUCAUCUGGAACUGUUGUCGUUGCUUCCAGGAGAGGCAUCGGACAGGCCGAUCUCAGAGCUCCGUGCUGGCGCUUGUGAGGCAGGAGUGCAGAGCUCCGAAUGUGACAGCAAAGAGAACCUGUUUUCUUUAUCUAAAUCCAGAACAGACGUUCCAGAAAAAGGAGAAGGAUAUAAUUUAGCCCUGGUGCAUGCCGGUCCAUCGCCCGCUGAAGAAGCUAAUGGCACUGAGAGCCUGAAAACUCCCAAAGUGAACUGUGACGAGAGAGACGUUACAGGAAUGGAAAAUCCCACUCUGCAGAUAUUAAAUAUUUCACAAGACCUGAUGGAAUUUCUAAAUCCAAAUGGCAGCGACUGUACACUGGUCCUGUUUUACACACCUUGGUGUCGCUUUUCUGCUAACUUGGCCCCGCACUUUAACUCUUUGCCCCGGGUAUUUCCGGCCCUUUAUUUUCUGGCCCUGGAUGCUUCUCAGCACAGCAGUUUGUCUACUAGGUUUGGUACUGUGGCCGUACCUAACAUCCUACUCUUUCACGGAGCCAAACCAAUGGCCAGAUUUAAUCACACCGACCGGACACUCGAAACUCUGAAAGCCUUCAUUUUUAAUCAAACAGGAAUAGAGGCAAAGAAUGAUGUGGUAGUGACAGAAGAUGACCUAAUAGGCCCUCUCCCCAGUACUUUAACAAAAAGCGUGGAUUGGCUGCUGGUGUUCUCUUUGUUAUUUUUAGUGAGUUUUAUCAUGUACGCUACUGUUCGGACGGAGAGCAUUCGGUGGCUUAUUCCAGGACAAGAGCAAGAACACCAGGAGUAAGGAUGGACUGGAAAAAAACAUUAUGCUUACAUUUCAGGAGUCUGCACUGCAGUUUCAUUAAAUUUCCUUCACUGGGGUGGGGUAGGGAGUGGGGGUCAUUAUUUCAGGUCAACAGAUUCAGCAUUUCGUUCAGCUACUGGAUGUAUAUGUUGUCCAUGGACUGUGUAAGCUAGUAAUGGAGUAAACGUGAAAAGAUUCAUUCGGUAGAUGGGUGUGUUCUUUUUAUUACAUGGAUUUAAGCAUUUUUCAGGGGAAUAAAAAUAAUUCUUGAUCAGCGAGCAGAAAAUAAGUGUACUGUCCCUAGCCUGUCUGAACUUCCGGAGGUUUGAAAUUUGUGAUAAUGCUGAAAAUUCCUUAAUUCCCUAGAAUUUCAAAAUCCUUGGGUCGUCUCUGAUCUUGGAAUUUCUCUUUCAAAUGCCACAGUCCGAUAGGUGCCUUAAGGAAAGUGUUGCUUGUGGCGUCACAGGUAGCAGCUGUUUUGUCUGUUGGCUUUUCUUCAGGGACAAUGAAGUGUUAUUGAUGUAUAUGAUAAUAUAAAUAAAGAAUAAAUAAUUGAUAAAUAAUA
This is a messenger RNA of Tachyglossus aculeatus (Australian echidna), 1621 nucleotides long. RefSeq names its product thioredoxin domain containing 15 (gene TXNDC15). Gene Ontology annotation, cellular component: cilium. Gene Ontology annotation, biological process: cilium assembly. The coding region runs from base 40 to 1056 and encodes 338 amino acids. NCBI's taxonomy places the organism in Eukaryota, Metazoa, Chordata, Mammalia, Monotremata, Tachyglossidae. The record is from RefSeq and is a predicted model, not a curated record. The transcript has 5 exons.